Molecule: messenger RNA, 354 nt
Organism: Phytophthora sojae
Lineage: Eukaryota; Oomycota; Peronosporomycetes; Peronosporales; Peronosporaceae
Exons: 2
Coding region: 1-354 (117 amino acids)
Source: RefSeq, a predicted model, not a curated record
AUGAAGCUCUUCCGCGCCGUACUCGUCGCUGCCGUGAUCUGUAUGGCCCGAACCAUCGUCAAGGCCGAGGAAAAUGCUGCCGAAACGGAUCACGUCCACCCGCCGCCGAACAAGAACUGGAACUCCCACCCCGAGUGCAGAGGAAGCGUAUCUGCACCUCACUCAAAUUCAGAGCAGUCUCUAAUGUUUCCCCGUAAUACGUUAGCAUUUGGUGUUCCGCACGAGCCCGCAUCCUCUUCUUUGUACGAUUUGAGCUUGUGCUAUGUUGAUGACUUCCUGCCGACGAUAACACUUGACGCCUUCGACAACUUCGCAGAAUGGCCGGGUCAGCAAAACACAAAUUGGCGUAUGUAG